GAGGCGUCUGACUUCAUUGCCUGUUCCCCCAAACAGACUGUUGGAUUGGCGCAAUCCUUGGGGGAGAGUGAGUUUGUGGGGGGCCUCCAACGAGAAGCGCAGCAAGCGGGACUGCAUAUCAAUGUUGGUAUUCAUGAACCCACGGCGGGUGAAAGGGUAAAGAACUCCUCGAUCUGGAUUGAUGACAGGGGAGUCAUCACUCAACGGUACCACACAGUGCAUCUCUUUGAUGCGACUACGCCAGGAGAAAGCACGACUGUGGAAAAGGGAAAGGGGAUAUUGCCGGUGUUUGAGACCCCAGUUGGCCGCGUCGGCUUACUGAUUUGCUUCGAUCUACGCUUUCCAGAGAUUAGUCUGGCGUUGAGGCGGCAAGAUGCUCAGAUCAUCAGCUAUGCCUCGGCGUUUUUGGCUCAGACGGGACCUGCGCACUGGGAGACCCUACUCCGGGCUCGAGCCAUUGAGACACAAUGCUAUAUUAUCGCAGCGGCACAAGCUGGACAACAUAACAAGGGAAGAGCGAGUUACGGCCAUGCAAUGAUUGUAAAUCCUUGGGGCGAGGUGGUGGCUAAACUUGGAGAGGAGCCCAAAGAACCUCAAAUUGCAACUGCGGAGAUUGACUUUGAUUUCUUCUCAAGAGUCAGGACGAAGAUGAGGUUGUCUAGAGGGGUCCAUGGAUCCCCAGUCAAAAUUAUAACAUUUCUACCACAUAGUUAG
This is a messenger RNA of Aspergillus fumigatus Af293, 714 nucleotides long. Its product is annotated as nitrilase family protein. The transcript has 3 exons. The record is from RefSeq and is a predicted model, not a curated record. The annotation marks the transcript as partial. NCBI's taxonomy places the organism in Eukaryota, Fungi, Ascomycota, Eurotiomycetes, Eurotiales, Aspergillaceae.